GAAAUAUUUGUGAUAUGCGCUAGAGUAUGUCUUACCCAGUUUUGUUUAUGUGUAGGUCUUUUGAUGUGUUACGCGAAGGUAGUGGAAUUUUUUGUCUUUCCAGAAAGUGAUCUUCACAAUCGUGUUACUAGGAUAUAUAAGGGAGUGUGGAGUUGCAAGUUAAGGUCAGAAGUAAGCAGACCCCCAGCGACUUCCACAAACUUCUAGCGAACUUCUCCUAGACGGUCUGGCCAGAGAUAACAAUUUUACGAAGCUUUGAGAUUUAUUUACCGAAAAUCUACCAGAAGAACUUCUACGGAUGCAGAAUCCUCUGACAUUUGAC
This is a messenger RNA of Acanthoscelides obtectus, 322 nucleotides long. Lineage: Eukaryota; Metazoa; Arthropoda; Insecta; Coleoptera; Chrysomelidae. The record is from the annotation of a GenBank genome assembly.